This is a messenger RNA of Drosophila guanche, 1947 nucleotides long. Its product is annotated as calphotin. Gene Ontology annotation, cellular component: RNA polymerase II transcription regulator complex. NCBI's taxonomy places the organism in Eukaryota, Metazoa, Arthropoda, Insecta, Diptera, Drosophilidae. The record is from RefSeq and is a predicted model, not a curated record. The transcript has 2 exons. Gene Ontology annotation, biological process: positive regulation of transcription by RNA polymerase II. Gene Ontology annotation, molecular function: transcription coactivator activity.
AUGCCGCGUGUGCCCCCCUUGACCUUACUGCCUGCCACAGGCGUCAUCUGUCCACCAUACACCAUCCAACCAAUUAAGAGUAAAAAUUCCAAUAACUCUAACCCUUGUUCCGUUCUCGUUCUGGCUGUGUGCUGCUGCAGCUUGGCCCUCGUUCAGGCCCGUCCUGAUGUGAGUCAUUUGCUUCAAUCGAACCGCAACUUUCUACCCCCGCUGCCACAGAAGGAGAUCUCCGUUACGCAAAACUACCAGCAGAUUGCUCAGGUCCAGCCUCAGAUCCAAUCCCAGCCCCAGCCCCAGCCCCAGUAUCAGUACCAGAAUCAGGUGCAAGUGCAGACCCAAUCAUUCCCCCAGGUGGAGUCCAUUCAGGCAUCUAUUCCAUUGGCCAGCUUCUCCAUUCAGUCGGGCGGACAAUACCAAUCUGCCGCUCCUUCUCCUGUUGCUGCUCCUGCUCCCGUUCAAGUCUCCAUUCCAGCAGCUGCUCCCGUUAAAGUGCAGGCACCAGCCCCAGCGACAGCUUCCCAGGUGAUCUAUGAGUCGCCCAAGCCAAUUGUUGCCACCCAAACCACGGUGCGGAAUGCCUAUCUGCCACCUGUCCAGCAGUUUGUGCCCUCACCGGAGCCAGUUGUGGAGACAACAGUGCAGCAGACCACAUACAAUGCCCCCGAGAAUGUAGUUGCUCCCGCUCCCGCUCCGGUGGUUGAACAGACUUACUCCGCUCCAGCACCCGUGGUGCAGGAACAGACUUACACUGCUCCAGCUCCGAUUGUCCAGCAGACCUACUCUGCUCCAGCUCCUGUGGUUCAGCAGACUUAUUCAGCUCCAGCUGCUGUGGUUCAACAGACUUACACUGCCCCAGCGCCAGUGGUGCAGGAACAAACAUACUCCGCACCAGCACCUGUGGUUCAACAGACUUACACUGCCCCAGCGCCAGUGGUGCAGGAACAAACAUACUCCGCACCAGCACCUGUGGCUCAGCAGACUUAAUCCGCACCAGCGCCAGUGGUGCAGGAACAAACAUACUCCGCUCCAGCACCCGUGGUGCAGGAACAGGCUUACACUGCUCCAGCUCCGAUUGUCCAGCAGAAUUACUCUGCUCCAGCUCCUGUGGUUCAGCAGACUUAUUCAGCUCCUGCUGCUGUGGUUCAACAGACUUACACUGCCCCAGCGCCAGUGGUGCAGGAGCAAACAUACGAAGCUCCAUCCCCAGUGGCUCAGCAGACCUACAUUGCCCCUGCGCCAGUGGUUCAGGAACAGACCUAUUCAUACCCCGCUCCAGCGCCAGUGGUUCAGCAAACUUACUCAGCUCCAGCUCCAGCUCCAGCUCCAAUUCAGCAGACAUACAAUGCACCCGCUCCCGUGGUUCAUCAGACAUACACCGCUCCAGCUCCAGCUCCAGCUCCAGUUCAGCAGACAUACACAGCCCCUGCUCCUGUGAUCCAACAGACCUACUCUGCUCCUGCUCCUGCUCCUGCAUCUGCUGCUCAGCAAACUUAUUCUGCUCCUGCUCUGAUCCCAGAGCCAGUACAGCAGACUGUUAGCAUCAGUGCUCCAGUUUCAGUUCCAGCACCAGCGCCAGUUCAGAUUCAGCAGCAGCAGCAGCAGCAGCAGCAGCAGCAGCAGCAGUACAGCGGCUAUAGCUACCAGGCGCCAGCAUCAGCUCCAAUUGUUCAGCAGACAACCAGCAGCUACACGGCUCCAGCUCCGGUUCAGUUCCAGCAAUCGUUUGUGCCCGCUCUACCAGCACCAGCACCAGCACCAGCACCGAUCCAGAUUCAGUCUCAGCCAAUUGUUCAGUAUGCGCCACAAGCUCCAACAUACACUCCAGUGCAACAGCAACAGCAGCAGCAGCAGCAGGUUUCCUAUGCACCAGCAUCGAUCGUGCAACAGACUGAGACUGGCAGCAUCUUGUCCCAGGUGGCGACUACCUCCACCAUCUCGUUACUCUAG